Molecule: messenger RNA, 1175 nt
Organism: Notothenia coriiceps (black rockcod)
Lineage: Eukaryota; Metazoa; Chordata; Actinopteri; Perciformes; Nototheniidae
Product: nucleolar MIF4G domain-containing protein 1-like
Exons: 3
Coding region: 177-1175 (332 amino acids)
Biological process (GO): ribosomal small subunit biogenesis
Cellular component (GO): nucleolus
Molecular function (GO): RNA binding
Source: RefSeq, a predicted model, not a curated record
GAAGAAGACAGGUCCCCGGCGUGUCCACAUGUUCGUGUUUUCUGAGGUAUUUACCUGUUUUAAAUAGCUUUUUAAGCUGUAAUUUACACCCGUAGGUGGUUUUAAAUCGCCUGUAGUUCAUUACAAGGCUUGUUAUCUAAUCCGCAUUUGAAAGGAGUGUAGUUUAAUGUGCAGAAAUGAAGGGUAAAUGGAAGCAAAACACCAACAAGAAGAAGGGGAAUGAAGUGUUGGAGAAGUGUCUGGUGGCAGUGGAUGAGUUUAUUAAAAAAAAUGCAGGGGAAGACGAUGGAGAGAAUGACCAUGGCUUGAGAUUUGUGAAAAAGAAAAGCAGGAAAGAUCUGCGUAAAGAGACGCGAAAGUUUAAAAAAGCCAAAAUGAAAAACUACUACGAGGGGAACAAGACCCUCAUCGAACCCCCCAAUGAAGAGCUAGAGAAACACACCAAGAAGAAGAGGCUGAAGAAGAAGAAGAAACCUAAAGUAAACGAAGAAGAAGUGUCAACAAGUGAAGCUACAGAGCAACCAAACAAAUCUAAGAAACCUUCAAAGAAAGUCAACAAGCUUCAGGAGUCCAGAAAAAUAGCUCUUUUGGAGGCGAACGAACAGGAAGACAGAGAGAUCAAGAAACUGGAGAAAUGCCUGGGGUUAAACAAGAGGAAGAACAAGAAGAGUCUUCCUCAGUCCUUCGUCACCGAUGGUCUGGACUACAUCCUGGGAAUAUUGGACUCUGGAUCCAACGCUGAAGGGAUGUACGACGAAGACGAGGACAUGGAAAUGGCGAAGAAUAAUUUUGAAAAGCUUGAAGAAAGUGACUCUGAAGAGGAAGGAAAAGAUGGAGAUGAGGAGGAAGAAGAUGUGGAUGAGGAGGAAGAAGAUGGAGAUGAGGAGACAGAAGAGAGUGAUGAAGAUAUGGGCUCAAUAGAGGAUGAGAGUGAGGAGGAUGAAGUGGUUGAGGAAGAGGAGGAAAUGGAGGAAGAAGCAGCUGACGAUGAAGAUAAAGCAGAGGAAGAUGAAGCAGUCACUCCUGAAGCAAAGACUCCUGAAAUCGUGACUUCAGGUAAAUACGUCCCGCCUCACCUGAGGAACGCUGGAGACGAUAAACGCCGAGCAGAGCUGGAGAAAAUGAAGAGGAACGUGAAAGGACUCGUGAACAGGUACCUGGUUCUACUGUGGUAA